Molecule: messenger RNA, 3268 nt
Organism: Micropterus dolomieu (smallmouth bass)
Lineage: Eukaryota; Metazoa; Chordata; Actinopteri; Centrarchiformes; Centrarchidae
Product: tubulin beta chain-like
Exons: 5
Coding region: 90-1424 (444 amino acids)
Biological process (GO): microtubule cytoskeleton organization; mitotic cell cycle
Cellular component (GO): microtubule; cytoplasm
Molecular function (GO): structural constituent of cytoskeleton; GTP binding; GTPase activity
Source: RefSeq, a predicted model, not a curated record
CCUGUCUGUCUGUCUGUGUUCAGUCAGUGGGUCAACAGCAUCUCUUCAUCUCUGCUACACUUUACUUUCACCACUAACUACCGUCCAUCAUGAGGGAAAUCGUGCACAUCCAGGCCGGCCAGUGCGGGAACCAGAUUGGUGCAAAGUUCUGGGAGGUGAUCAGCGAUGAGCACGGCAUCGACCCAACAGGAACCUACCAUGGAGACAGUGACCUGCAGCUGGACAGGAUCAGUGUGUAUUACAACGCAGCCACUGGUGGGAAGUAUGUGCCCAGAGCCAUCCUAGUUGACCUGGAACCAGGAACCAUGGACUCGGUCCGCUCUGGACCCUUUGGACAAAUCUUCAGACCUGACAACUUUGUCUUUGGACAAAGCGGAGCAGGAAACAACUGGGCCAAAGGUCACUACACAGAGGGGGCCGAGCUGGUGGAUUCGGUGCUGGAUGUGGUGAGAAAAGAGGCUGAAAGCUGUGAGUGUCUGCAGGGUUUCCAGCUCACGCACUCUCUGGGAGGAGGCACCGGCUCCGGCAUGGGCACCCUGCUCAUCAGCAAGAUCAGGGAGGAGUACCCUGACCGCAUCAUGAAUACCUUCAGUGUGGUGCCCUCUCCUAAGGUAUCAGACACGGUGGUCGAGCCAUACAAUGCCACGCUGUCAGUCCACCAGCUGGUAGAAAACACAGAUGAGACCUACUGCAUUGACAAUGAAGCCCUUUAUGACAUUUGCUUCCGCACUCUCAAACUCACAACACCCACCUACGGCGACCUCAACCACCUGGUUUCAGCCACCAUGAGCGGCGUGACCACCUGCCUGCGUUUCCCCGGCCAGCUCAACGCUGAUCUGAGGAAACUAGCUGUCAACAUGGUUCCCUUCCCUCGUCUGCACUUCUUCAUGCCCGGCUUUGCUCCUCUGACCAGCAGGGGGAGUCAGCAGUACCGCGCCCUGACCGUGCCCGAGCUCACCCAGCAGGUGUUUGACGCCAAAAACAUGAUGGCGGCUUGCGACCCUCGCCACGGACGCUACCUGACGGUGGCUGCCGUGUUCCGUGGCCGCAUGUCCAUGAAGGAGGUGGAUGAGCAGAUGCUGAAUGUCCAGAACAAGAACAGCAGCUACUUUGUGGAGUGGAUCCCCAACAACGUCAAGACAGCCGUGUGUGACAUCCCGCCACGUGGCCUCAAGAUGGCUGUCACCUUCAUCGGCAACAGCACAGCCAUCCAGGAGCUGUUCAAACGCAUCUCUGAGCAGUUCACCGCCAUGUUCCGCCGCAAGGCCUUCCUCCACUGGUACACCGGCGAGGGCAUGGACGAGAUGGAGUUCACGGAGGCAGAGAGCAACAUGAACGACCUGGUGUCCGAGUACCAGCAGUACCAGGACGCCACGGCCGAGGAAGAGGGGGAGUUUGAGGAAGAAGUGGAAGAGGAUGCCUAAAAACAUAACAUGAGCUGAAAAAAGAGAAGAAGUGAAAAAUCAACAACAAAAAAGUCUCAAAAAAAGUAAAAAUAAGUGAUAUGAAAUGAAGGAAUGUAACAGAACGGAUGAGGAAGGCUGGUUAGAGAAGCAUGAGGGUCUGAAUUGGUUAAUGGAGGGAUAGAAUCCAUGGCAAGAAGAAUAAAAGUUGAAUGUAAGCAGAGAAGGGGACGAGAAACAGGAAACAAAAUCACGUGACCAAAUUAAUGUGCCAUGUUUUACAGUUUAUUUUGACACCACGUAGGCCGGUUUAACUAAGAGUAGCUUCCUAAAAUCAUUUCAUUACACUUGUCUUGUAGCAAAUGCACAAAUCAGAAGCAUUUAAACUUCACUUUCAUCACGUAACAAGACGUUACGACGUAAUAAGACUAUUUACUGUUUCCUGCAAAGUAAAAUCAGUUACUCUGGAAUAUUCAAAGUAAUUGUGGUGGCUUCAGACUUUAAAGUUAAUUCCACAUUGAUCAAAUGUGCUAAAUGUUUAAAUCCCUGAUUUAAAAUGUAAUAUUGCAUUUACACUCACAACCUAGCUUCUAAAUGUUUCCAUAUUGAUGUGACAUUACCUUCAUGAGAAACAGUAUUUUACAUUUAUUGAAAAAAUGAUGUGCUUCUUCCUGAUCAUAUGAUGAUACAGUGCAGAGUAAGCAAGACAACCUGGAAUAACAUCCAAAUAACUUUGGAUGUUAUUCAAGGGUUAAAGCAUUUAAACAAGGGUGAAGUCAAAGAAUGUCACAUGUUAGAAAACUGCGACUUAGAUUGUUUUGGGGAAACCAGACCUGUAACCUUGAAACUUAGAUAUGAAAUCAAACCAUUAUCAGUGUUAAUUUCUUUUAAUCAGUGUUAUAUAUUUUUAUUUGCACUCAUUGCUUUUGCCAUCUUUUGUCAGCUUUCAAGAUCCGCUCUCAGAGAUAAAUGUGAAUUUGGAAAGUCGGUGGGACGACACUGUCAGUAUUUUUUUCUCUCAGUGAGGCACAUACUCCAAGUAAAUUGAUCAGCAGGUGUUUUAAUGAUUUUGUCACAUCCUUUGUAAGACUGUGUGAGAGAUCCUCAUUGUUUUCUCACUUUAAUUGUAACUUAUUUUAUUCAGAAAGCACAAAACUAAAUGUGUUUAAAAGUGAGAUUUAACAAGUUUCUUAAUUUUGUGUUGUUGCACAACCUGCAUACAAUUGAACAUAUUUUAUAUCAGUAAUUGCAAAAUUGUUAAUCAGGACAAAGCUCUGAUUAAUUGAAUUCCUGACCAGAUUUUAGUCAGAUACAUGUUCACAGCAGCAGUGGCAGGAUUUUUCUCAGACGUCAGCCAACGUCAUGAGGAGGAUCACACACUGCAGACGCCCAGAAGGUCAGGUCAAGGAACGCUGAGUACCUGAUAUUUAAGACUAAAAAAGACUUACUCCAAACACGAAUGACCAUAAAUGUAUUAGGAUUAAUUCAACAUCCAGCGUUCUGCCUCUUGGUGCCCAGAAAUCUUCAGUUUCACAGCUCAGCUUCUGAUGCUCGUGUAUAUUUGACAUCACACCAAAUCAAUUUACCAUUUUAAUUAUUAAGGAUUGAACCAUUUUCAAAAAUAACUGAGUGCUUUUACUUUUGAAAGAAAAGGGGAAGACACCACUUUGCAGUUGUGAUUGAUGUGAAGAAGUGCACAAUGUUCACACUCUGAGCCGCUGUAGUAUUCAAAUCAAACUGAUUAGUGUUUAUGUCUGUGUGUGCUUUGUUGUUUGCUAGUAUUUUUUUUUAAUUCCUGUGGGACAAUUUGGAUCCAAGUGACUGUGAAACAUUUACAAGAAAUAAAAAGGCAUUUGUAGGAAAAA